Molecule: messenger RNA, 507 nt
Organism: Amphimedon queenslandica
Lineage: Eukaryota; Metazoa; Porifera; Demospongiae; Haplosclerida; Niphatidae
Product: adiponectin-like
Exons: 2
Source: RefSeq, a predicted model, not a curated record
AUGCAAGCUAUAUCUGGUCUUCUACUGGCCCUAGCCAUCAUCAGUGCAGCAGCAGCAACUAAUGAAGGAGGAUCACCUUCUCUAAUUACUGAAGAGAAGGUUAAUGGUACUCUGGUUAGAUCAGUGUAUCUUCAAAUAUUACGUGGUAGAGAUGGUCGUGAUGGACUACCAGGAAGAGAUGGAGUGAAAGGAGAGAGAGGAGAUAAGGGAGAGAAAGGUGAAACUGGAGCAAGAGGAGACACUGGUCCUAAAAGUGGAGGAGUAGUGUACACUCAUUGGGGAAGGAAGUCCUGUCCUACUGGAGUUGAACUACUGUAUGAGGGAAUAGCUGGAGGUGGUCACUACAGUCAUACAGGAGGAGGAGCUAACUAUGUCUGUUUACCAAAGGUCCCUCAAUAUAUGAGUGCACAUGUACCUUCAACAUAUUAUGCUCUAAUGUAUGGUACUGAAUAUCAAAAUGUUAAUGGUAUAUUUCCAGGAAAGCAUGAUCACAAUGUUCCUUGUGCA